Spodoptera exigua (beet armyworm) is the source of this 1206-nucleotide messenger RNA. The record is from the annotation of a GenBank genome assembly. NCBI's taxonomy places the organism in Eukaryota, Metazoa, Arthropoda, Insecta, Lepidoptera, Noctuidae.
AUGUGCUCUCCUUGGGCUUACCACGCAUCGUUGGGCUCGCAUCCUGCCAUAAGGCAUGCCAUUAUUCGAGCCCAUGUGCAGAGUAAAAGGUACUGGGAAGCUGUCUCCUAUUUCUGCGAUGCAGUGAUUCCCAACAGAGCUGAUGUUCAGCCAGCGUUGGCCGCCAUGCCGCGCUGCUACAUGGUAAAGAAAUGUGUGCAGCGCCAUGAAGGGCCCCCACCGUGCAGCCCGACGGAGGCUAGCGUGGCACCGCCAUGCUACAGCCCCGCCGAACACUCUGCCCUAACAGAGCCACGCACGGAAUAUGCGGAGCUGGGCGUGCCGCUGUCGGAGCGGUCGGCGGCGGACACGGAGGCGGCGCACGAGCUGCUGUCGCUGGCGCACAGCCUGCCGCCGCUGCCGCCCGCCGCGCACCUCGUCACCGUGCUGCACGCGCCCGACCCGCCGCCGCUCGUGCCCGUCUACACCUACACGCUGCAGCCCACCAACAUCUACAUCCUGGCCGAGGACCCGCCCGAACCCGUGUACCACACGGUGCAAACUGUCACCCCGCUUCAACCCGUUGAGUUCGUCGACACUCACAUCAGCUAUGUCGAGUGCCAGACGGUGGGCCCGCCACCACCACCGCCGCCGCCGCCGCCACCGCUGCCACCGUUGCACCCGCGCCCAGAUUUUAACAGAAUUGAAUACGAGCGCAGGGCGUCAGAACCCACGCCAGUGGCCGCGCCAGUCAUCACACCAGUGCUCGCGCCAGUGCUCGCUCCAGUGCCGCCUGUGUCAGUGCCACCCGCGCCCGCACCACCCGCGCCUGUGCAGCCCCCGUCUGCACCGUCCACUGUGCCACCACCUCCCACGCCCGAGAACGACAGCGACUCACUUUCCCGAGGACACGGUAGUGCCCAGCCCGAGCAAGACACACCGCCAUCGUAUGCUCCACCAUGUCUUUCGGGUAGUCUUCCUAAUGACGACACGCGGGCGGAGCAAACGUCUCCGCCCGAUUCGACACAUGUAAUUACCGAAGCUUCUGUGUCUGGUGUAAGCACUUACGUCAGGCAGAAGCGAGGACGUCAGAACGUCUCUCUAAACACUGACACAAGCCCUGCAAUCCCCAAAUUGCGUGAGGAUUUUGCCACCUUGAACAAGUCUGCGGAUGAAGAGCAAGGGUCGCCCGACCUUAUGCUCGGGUCUGGUUAUACGGACCUGUAG